GUCGAAUAACACUGUACUCAUUCGCUCUGUUGUUAUACUGUUUAUUUUAUUUUUUUAUUAUUAAUAUUUUUAUUUGUGCGAUCGUUAACGUGCGUCGGGUGUUUUUUUUUUAUUAAUACAGUGCUAUAAAAAUUGUUAAAUUAUUAUUAUUUAUUAUUUGUUCGGUUACUUGAAAUAAUAAUAAUAAUAAAAUGUUUAAAUCUACAAAAAAAACCAAAGACCCCACAAAAAAUCGAACUGUAAGUGACACCGCAAAGGUAAGUGAAAAAACUAUUAUUAAGAAUGAAAAUUCCACGGUGGUUCCGAAACAAAUGUUCAGCAGUAAGGUAGCUAAUGAACAGCCAUUGAAUAUAAGCGGUAAAGGGCGCAGCUCAACGCCACAGACCGCGAAAAAGACGUUAGUCAAAGGCGCUGUCUCAAGACAGGCUGCAGAAUCUUCGUCCACGGCUUCCAUUUCAAAAUCACUAAGUUCAUCUUCCAUAAAAAAAACUACAACUGGAAAAAGCAUUCGGACCAUCACUACCGUCGAUCAAGAUGGCAAUAUCCAUACGACCGUGGAAACUGUAGACGAUAUUCCGCAAUCUACUACAGAAACCACUACUGAAGAGUCAAAUACCACAGAUUCGACUAAUGCGUACGUCGAGUAUGCCGACAAAUAUUCGUUUGAAGGUAGUACAGAGUCACCGGAGGUAUUAAACUCGCCCCGAUACUCUACUUCAAAUUUGUUAACUUCAUCUCAAAACUUUGAAAAUGAAUCAUCAUCAGUUAAUCAAUCGAUGUCUACUGAAACCAAUUACAAUACCAUUACCUCACAUGUUAGUUCCGAAUCAAAACAAAUACUGGACGUAAAGGAUACAAUACAGCAUGAAAAUACAGUAAGGUCAGUAAAUGGGAAAUUAAUUAAAUCAAUAGAUGAUACAUCUCAUGAUAACUCAAAUUAUUCAUAUCAACCAAGUAUUAGCGAAAAAAUAGAUUUUAUAAACACAACGGUUAAUACAAAUACAAAUUUAUCCGAAAAUGAAUCAUUAAGAACUAACAAACAUGAAGAUACAAAAAAUAUUUUUUAUGGUAGCAACCGUCAACAAAUUGAUAAUGAAUCAAUAAAACUAAAAAUAUCUGGGAAUACUGAAAACUUAUUAAAUGAGACUAAAGUUAAAGCUACCACGUCACAGAACCACGAAAAUAAAAACGCACAAACAGUUACUGACAACCAGGAAUCAAACUCAGGAUUAACAGUAAAAAUGAUCGGUGGAAAAUUGAUUAAACAAUUUAAUACACCUCUAAAAUCUAAACAAUCUCAAGAUAUCGUGAAUACUAAAGAACAGAAUAAAACUCACUCUAUAGAUAAUAAUAAACAACAGUAUAAUAAUAACGUUAAAACUUCAUUUGAAUCAGAUAUAAUAAAUGAAAAUGUACAUACUGAUAAAUCCGAUGAUUUUAGUUCUGAAAUGUUUAUUACACAAAAAUAUAUACCGAUAUUUUCUAGAUCAAAUCAAGAAAUUGAUAAAAUAACAUCGUCAAGUAUUGAAAAUUCAAAAUCAUAUUAUGAUAAAAGUAUUAAAACUGAUGAUCUUAGGUAUCGAAAUAGUACUGAAUACAACACAAAAGACUUAUUUGAAAAAAAUAAAAAUGUUGAAAAUGACGGCCUAACUGUACGUAUGGUUGGUGGAAAAUUAAUCAAAUCUUUCAAGGAACCAACAAAAACUCAAAAAACUGUAUCAAAUGUAUCAUUGUCAAGUAAUUUAUCGAACAGUGACAUUUCAACUAACGAUAUCACGACGUCAACAUCUUUUAUUACAAACGAACAAUCAUCAUUUUCUAGCUCAUUUGGAGAAAAUGACCAGUCAGAAACAAAAACAUCAACGACUUCUAAGUCUGUAAAUAAGAAAACAGACAAACCAGAUGAGUCAAAAAACAAGAAACAGCCAGACGUGAAAAAAGACAAACCCAAUACAAUCACUAGUGUUGAUAUUGUCGACGAAGAAGGUUUAUCAGUACGUAUGGUUGGUGGAAAAUUAAUCAAGACUUUCAAAGAGCCAACACCGUCCAAAAAAAAUAUUAUUGACGUUUCAAAGUCGAGUAUCAAUACAACUAGUGAUAUUUCAUCAAGUGAUAUUACUUCGUCAACUUCGUUUAUUACAAACGAACAAUCAUCAUUCUCAAGCUCAUUUGGAGAAAAUGACCAGUCAGAAACAAAAACAUCAACGACUUCUAAGUCUGUAAAUAAGAAAACAGACAAACCAGAUGAGUCAAAAAACAAGAAACAGUCAGACGUGAAAAAAGACAAACCCAAUACAAUCACUAGUGUUGAUAUUGUCGACGAAGAAGGUUUAUCAGUACGCAUGGUUGGUGGAAAAUUAAUCAAGACUUUCAAAGAGCCAACACCGUCCAAAAAAAAUGUUAUUGACGUUUCAAAGUCGAGUAUCAAUACAACUAGUGAUAUUUCAUCAAGUGAUAUUACUACGUCAACUUCUUUUAUUACAAACGAACAAUCAUCAUUCUCAAGCUCAUUUGGAGAAAAUGACCAGUCAGAAACAAAAACAUCAACGACUUCUAAGUCUGUAAAUAAGAAAACAGACAAACCAGAUGAGUCAAAAAACAAGAAACAGCCAGACGUGAAAAAAGACAAACCCAAUACAAUCACUAGUGUUGAUAUUGUCGACGAAGAAGGUUUAUCAGUACGCAUGGUUGGUGGAAAAUUAAUCAAGACUUUCAAAGAGCCAACACCGUCCAAAAAAAAUGUUAUUGACGUUUCAAAGUCGAGUAUCAAUACAACUAGUGAUAUUUCAUCAAGUGAUAUUACUACGUCAACUUCUUUUAUUACAAACGAACAAUCAUCAUUCUCAAGCUCAUUUGGAGAAAAUGACCAGUCAGAAACAAAAACAUCAACGACUUCUAAGUCUGUAGUUAAGAAAUCAGACAAACCAGAUGAGUCAAAAAAUAAGAAACAGCCAGACGUGAAAAAAGACAAACCCAAUACAAUCACUAGUGUUGAUAUUGUCGACGAAGAAGGUUUAUCAGUACGUAUGGUUGGUGGAAAAUUAAUCAAGACUUUCAAAGAGCCAACACCGUCCAAAAAAAAUAUUAUUGACGUUUCAAAGUCGAGUAUCAAUACAACUAGUGAUAUUUCAUCAAGUGAUAUUACUACGUCAACUUCGUUUAUUACAAACGAACAAUCAUCAUUCUCAAGCUCAUUUGGAGAAAAUGACCAGUCAGAAACAAAAACAUCAACGACUUCUAAGUCUGUAAAUAAGAAAACAGACAAACCAGAUGAGUCAAAAAACAAGAAACAGCCAGACGUGAAAAAAGACAAACCCAAUACAAUCACUAGUGUUGAUAUUGUCGACGAAGAAGGUUUAUCAGUACGCAUGGUUGGUGGAAAAUUAAUCAAGACUUUCAAAGAGCCAACACCGUCCAAAAAAAAUGUUAUUGACGUUUCAAAGUCGAGUAUCAAUACAACUAGUGAUAUUUCAUCAAGUGAUAUUACUACGUCAACUUCUUUUAUUACAAACGAACAAUCAUCAUUCUCAAGCUCAUUUGGAGAAAAUGACCAGUCAGAAACAAAAACAUCAACGACUUCUAAGUCUGUAGUUAAGAAAUCAGACAAACCAGAUGAGUCAAAAAAUAAGAAACAGCCAGACAUGAAAAAAGACAAACCCAAUACAAUCACUAGUGUUGAUAUUGUCGACGAAGAAGGUUUAUCAGUACGUAUGGUUGGUGGAAAAUUAAUCAAGACUUUCAAAGAGCCAACACCGUCCAAAAAAAAUAUUAUUGACGUUUCAAAGUCGAGUAUCAAUACAACUAGUGAUAUUUCAUCAAGUGAUAUUACUACGUCAACUUCGUUUAUUACAAACGAACAAUCAUCAUUCUCAAGCUCAUUUGGAGAAAAUGACCAGUCAGAAACAAAAACAUCAACGACUUCUAAGUCUGUAAAUAAGAAAACAGACAAACCAGAUGAGUCAAAAAACAAGAAACAGCCAGACGUGAAAAAAGACAAACCCAAUACAAUCACUAGUGUUGAUAUUGUCGACGAAGAAGGUUUAUCAGUACGCAUGGUUGGUGGAAAAUUAAUCAAGACUUUCAAAGAGCCAACACCGUCCAAAAAAAAUAUUAUUGACGUUUCCAAGUCGAGUAUCAAUACAACUAGUGAUAUUUCAUCAAGUGAUAUCACAACGUCAACAUCGUUUACUACAAAUGAAUUAACUUCAGUUUCCAGCUCAUAUGUAGAAAGUGAUCAGUCUAAUUUAAAGAUAUCAACAGUGUCUAAACCCACAAAUAAAAAAACUGAUCGACCAGAUAUUACAAAGAACAAGAAACGGCCUGACUCCAAAUUUGAUAAGGCUGAACCAAAUACUACUGGUGAUAAAGUUAACGAAGAAGGCUUGUCGGUACGUAUGGUCGGAGGAAAGUUGAUUAAAUCAUUUAAAGAGCCAACGCGAGAUGUCUUAAAAAGUAAUACUAAAUCUAAUACAUUUAAUACAAGCACCCAACUUACAAAUUUAAGUGUUGAUACUAGUUCCCAAGUCUUGAAUACGACUUAUAUUAUCGAUGAAUCUUUAUCAAAUAAUGAAGUAACAAAGACCGUUAAGACUAGUAAUGAUAGUAUUUCAAUUAUUGAUGGGAAAACAGUGAAACCUUUUAAAGGGCCCGAGAAGACUCCCCGGAAACCAAAAUCUGAUUUUCCAGAUAAAACGAAUAUGGACGUUAUGUCUUUUGAUAAUAAUUUCACUACGGCUGUGAACGAUACUAAACACGUUCACGAUGUAUUUUAUGACGUUUCUGAAGAAUCUUACAUUGAAUCUCGACAGUUUUCGGAGCAAUCUAUAGUACAAGAUUUUCAAGUAACAUCGAAUACAUCCGAAUAUUAUCCCGAGAGGCCUACUAGAAAUAGAGAUAAAAGAGAUAACAUUGUUGUUCAAGAUGUUACUGACUUCGUGUCAGUUUCUAAUCACGCGGAAGUAAUAGAAAAUAGAAUAAUUUCCGAAGCGGUUUACGAAAAAUCAGUUGUAAAAGGUAUAACCGAAAAUUAUGAAAACCAUGUAUCUUCAUCGAAAAAGGUCCGUGAAAAUAAAGUAGACAAAAAAACGAAAAAGGAUCAAAAGGAAACUACUUCAAUCACAAAGGAACAGUGCAUUUGCGAAAUUUGUACCUGUGGACGUCAUCGAUGUCCGCAUACACCUGGAACAGAUAGGUCUCCACUAGAUUUGGAGCCUAUAUCGUCUCCGAAAUUAUCAAGGACUAAAGAAGAAUAUCAGCCAAUACCAUUCGACCGCGUUGAGAGGCCUAAUUUGCAGAGACUUAAUACAGAACUAACUCUAAACGAGGGAAAAAUUGAAACUACUACGGCCUAUAGAUCGGAGUUUGAGGAAAAAUAUGCAGAACGUCAAGUCAGAUAUAAAAUGGAAGAUCAACUUCAUCUUGAAGGUGAAUAUUCUCCACAAAGAAAACAAGAAUAUACGGGGCUUCCUGGUGAUCGUUAUUCAUCACGUAAGCCACAAGAUAACUUAAAACCUGAAGGAGACUUUGAAAGACCAACUCGUGAAAAAGUAACACCAGCAGAACGACCAAAACCGAUAAAACCUAGCGAUAAUUUAAUGCCGGAGGGUGAUUUCGAAAGACCCCAACCGUCGAAGUAUGGUCCCGGCGAAAGAGCGUCAAUUGUCAAACAUCCGGAUAAUUUAAAACCUGAAGGCGAAUUUGAAAGACCGAUUCGUGAAAAAGUGACACCAGCAGAACGGCCAAAGCCGAUAAAGCCUAGCGACAAUUUGAAGCCAGAAGGUGACUUUGAACGACCACAACCAUCGAAAUACGGGCCCGGCGAAAGAGCUCCAAUCGUCAAACAUUUAGACAACUUAAAACCAGAAGGUGAAUUUGAAAGACCAAUCAAAUCUAAAGUAGAACCAGGAGAACGUCCAAAACCGUUUAAACCAAGUGACAAUUUAAAACCAGAAGGUAAUUUCGAACGACCAACACCCAAAAAAGUGCAACCUGCUGAUCGGCAGAAACCAAUUAGACCAAAAGAUAAUUUACGACCGGAAGGUGAAUUUGAUAGGCCUGUACAAUCUCAAUAUGGACCAGGCGAUCGAGCACCAAUAGUUAAACAUCCAGAUAAUCUUAAGCCUGAAGGGGACUUCGAUAGGCCCGAACCUAAUAAAUAUGCACCUGGCGAUCGAGCGCCAAUAGUAAAACAUCCCGACAAUUUAAAAUCUGAAGGAGAUUUUGAUAGACCAGAACAGCCUCAAGCACCAAAAAGAGGAGAAAGAGCACCUACUAAGAAACCUAUCGACAAUUUACGACCAGAAGGUGAAUUUUACGGAGAAAGAACGGUAACAAAAAUCACAAAAGGUGAAAGAGCUGAAAUCCGAAGACACGAAGACCAACUAGUAAUUGGUGGAGAAUUUACAGAUAUCACCACACAAAGAAUGGAGUUUACAGGAGAGUCAUCUGAACGACCAAGAAUGAUACGUAGAAAUACAUGGACCAAAUUGGAAGGAGAUAUAUUGGUAGUACCAAAAAAUAAAGAAGAUUAUCCAGAACGUCCAGUAGUUCGAAAUGAAAAAGGAAAAAAGAAAACUGAUACGUUAAAUAUAACUACAGGUGAAUUUUAUUCGAACACAUCAUCUCAAGAAGCGUAUCAACGACACGAUAUGCAAAAAACAGAAAUCAUAAAGAAACGUACUGAUAAUUUAAUAUGCGAGGGAGAAAUGACUUUUGAAACUUCACGAAUGGCUGAUUAUUCAGCAAAAACAACGGAAUUAGAAAAACCUGUAAGGCGACGUACUUGGACUAAACAAGAUGGAGAAAUAUACUUUCAAACUACUAACUCAGAAGUUUUUAAACAUCAUAAUGAAACAAAUAUACGACAUACUAUUAAAAAGCACUCGGAUAAUAUAACUAUUGAAGGUAAAUUUGAUGAUAGAACGCAUUCUAAGGAACAAUUCAAGAGUAUACAAACAGAAAGAUCAAUACAAAAAAAACCAGUAGAUAAUUUAAAACCUGAAGGUGAAUUUGAUCGUCCACAAAAAGAAAAGUAUAAGCCAUCAGAGAGACCUAAACAAAUAAAACCAACAGAUAAUUUAAAACCAGAAGGUAAGUUUGAACGCCCGAAACAAAAAGAUUACAAAACAGCAGAGAGGCCAAAACAAAUAAAACCUCAAGACAAUCUUAAACCUGAGGGAGACUUUGAAAGGCCAAUCGAAGAAAAGUUUAUGCCAGGUGAGAGACCGUCUCCAUUUAAACCAUCAGAUAAUUUGAAACCAGAAGGAGAAUUUGAACGGCCCAAAAAUAAAAAGUAUAAACCAAGUGAGCGACCAACACCAUUUAAACCUACGGAUAAUUUGAAACCUGAAGGAGAAUUUGAAAAACGCACGCCCCAAAAGGUUGGUCCUGGUGACCGUGCUCCAAUCGUUAAGCCCAAAGACAAUUUGUAUCCAGAAGGAGAAUUCCAAAGACCUAAACCAGAUGAAUUCCAACCAUCUGAAAGACCUAAGCAAGUUAAGCCACAAGACAAUCUAUUUCCUGAAGGGACAUUUGAACGCCCCGAAUAUCCAGAAUAUUCUCCAUCUGAGAGACCCAAACAAUUUAGACCUACGGAUAAUUUGAAACCCGAAGGCGAUUUUGAGAGACCCGUACACGAGAAGUUCAAACCCAGUGAGCGUCCUACAGCUUUUAAACCUACGGAUAAUUUGAAACCUGAAGGUGAAUUUGAAAAACGCACUCCUCAGAAGGUUGGUCCCGGUGACCGUGCUCCAAUCGUUAAGCCCAAAGACAAUUUGUUUCCUGAAGGAGAAUUCCAACGACCAAAACCUGAAGAAUUUCAACCAUCUGAAAGACCUAAACAAGUUAAGCCCCAAGAUAAUCUAUUUCCUGAAGGCACUUUUGAACGUCCAGAAUAUCCAGAAUAUUCACCAUCCGAGAGGCCAAAACAAUUUAAGCCUACAGAUAACCUUAAACCUGAAGGUGAUUUUGAGAGACCUGUACAUGAGAAAUUUAAACCGAGUGAACGUCCUACACCAUUUAAGCCAACUGAUAAUCUUAAGCCAGAAGGUGAAUUUGAAAAGCGAACGCCACAGAAAGUUGGUCCCGGUGAUCGUGCUCCAAUUGUGAAACCUAAAGACAAUUUGUUCCCUGAAGGUGAAUUUGAAAGACCAGAACAUCCAGAAUAUUCAUCAUCUGAAAGACCAAAACAAUUUAAACCGUUUGAUAACCUUAAACCAGAGGGAGAUUUUGAUCGUCCCAUACAUGAGAAGUUUAUACCUAGUGAACGACCUGCUCCAUUUAAGCCCAGUGACAAUCUAAAACCUGAAGGUGAAUUUGAAAGAAAGAAACCAGAUGAGUUCCAACCAGCUGAACGAGUUAAACAAGUGAAACCCCAGGAUAAUCUAUAUCCAGAAGGUAAUUUCGAACGUCCCGAAUAUCCAGAGUAUUCACCAUCUGAAAGACCAAAGCAAUUUAAACCGUCAGACAAUCUUAAACCAGAAGGUGAUUUUGAUCGUCCGGUACAUGAGAAGUUUAGACCUAGUGAACGACCUGCUCCAUUUAAGCCCAGUGACAAUUUGAAACCAGAAGGAGAAUUUGAAAAACGAACACCACAAAAAGUUGGCCCUGGAGACCGUGCGCCAGUUGUUAAACCAAAAGAUAAUUUGUUCCCUGAAGGUGAAUUCGAAAGACCAGAAUAUCCAGAGUACUCCCCAUCUGAAAGACCAAAACAAUUUAAACCUAGUGAUAAUCUUAAACCAGAGGGAGACUUUGAACGUCCAGUAUAUGAAAAGUUUAGACCCAGUGAACGACCUGCUGCAUAUAAACCAUCAGAUAAUUUAAAACCCGAAGGUGAAUUUGAUAGGAGAAAGCCUGAAGAAUUCCAACCUGCUGAAAGAGUAAAACAAGUGAAACCACAAGAUAAUCUGUUUCCUGAAGGGACUUUUGAACGACCCGAAUACCCAGAAUAUUCUCCAUCUGAAAGACCAAAACAAUUUAAACCUACGGAUAAUUUAAAACCAGAGGGCGAUUUUGAGAGACCUGUACAUGAGAAAUUCAAACCGAGUGAACGCCCUACACCAUUUAAGCCAACGGAUAAUCUUAAGCCAGAAGGUGAGUUUGAAAAGCGAACGCCACAGAAAGUUGGUCCAGGUGAUCGUGCUCCUAUAGUUAAACCUAAAGAUAAUUUGUAUCCAGAAGGGGAGUUCCAAAGACCUCUACCAGAUGAUUAUCAACCUUCUGAAAGACCCAAACAAAUUAAGCCACAAGACAAUCUAUUUCCUGAAGGCACUUUUGAACGUCCUGAAUAUCCAGAGUAUUCACCAUCCGAGAGGCCAAAACAAUUUAAACCUACAGAUAACCUUAAGCCUGAAGGUGAUUUUGAGCGACCUGUACAUGAGAAAUUUAAACCUAGCGAACGUCCCGCUGCUUUUAAACCUAGUGAUAAUUUGAAACCUGAAGGUGAAUUCGAAAAGCGUAUUCCACAGAAAGUUGGUCCUGGAGAACGAGCACCAGUUGUAAAACCUAAAGACAAUUUGUUUCCUGAAGGAGAAUUCCAACGACCAAAACCUGAAGAAUUUCAACCAUCUGAAAGACCUAAACAAGUUAAGCCUCAAGAUAAUCUAUUUCCUGAAGGGACUUUUGAUCGUCCCGAAUAUCCAGAAUAUUCACCAUCUGAGAGGCCAAAACAAUUUAAGCCUACAGAUAACCUUAAGCCUGAAGGUGAUUUUGAAAGACCAGUUUAUGAAAAAUUCCAACCUAGUGAGCGUCCUACAGCAUUUAAACCUACGGAUAAUCUGAAACCCGAAGGUGAAUUUGAAAAGCGCACCCCACAGAAGGUCGGCCCCGGCGAUCGUGCUCCAAUCGUCAAGCCCAAAGACAAUUUGUUCCCGGAAGGGGAAUUCCAACGACCAAUUCAUGAAGAAUUUCAGCCAUCCGAAAGACCUAAACAAGUUAAGCCACAAGACAAUCUAUUUCCUGAAGGCACUUUUGAACGUCCUGAAUAUCCAGAAUAUUCACCAUCCGAGAGGCCAAAACAAUUUAAACCUACAGAUAACCUUAAGCCCGAAGGUGACUUUGAGCGACCUGUACAUGAGAAAUUCCAACCCAGCGAGCGUCCUACAGCGUUUAAACCUACGGAUAAUUUGAAACCUGAAGGUGAAUUUGAAAAACGCAUUCCCCAGAAGGUUGGUCCUGGUGACCGUGCUCCAAUUGUUAAGCCUAAAGACAAUUUGUAUCCAGAAGGAGAAUUCCAACGACCUAAACCAGAUGAAUUCCAACCAUCUGAAAGACCUAAGCAAGUUAAGCCACAAGACAAUCUAUUUCCUGAAGGGACUUUUGAACGUCCCGAAUAUCCAGAAUAUUCUCCAUCUGAGAGACCCAAACAAUUUAGACCUACGGAUAAUUUGAAACCAGAAGGCGAAUUUGAGCGACCUGUACAUGAGAAGUUCAAACCUAGUGAGCGUCCUACACCGUAUAAGCCUAGUGACAAUUUGAAACCAGAAGGUGAAUUUGAAAAACGUACACCACAAAAAGUGGGUCCUGGAGAACGCGCACCAGUUGUUAAACCAAAAGACAAUUUGUUCCCUGAAGGUAAAUUUGAAAGACCAGAGCACCCAGAAUAUUCACCAUCUGAACGACCAAAGCAAUUUAAACCAUCCGAUAAUCUUAAGCCAGAAGGCGAUUUCGAGCGUCCUGUACACGAGAAGUUUAGACCUAGUGAACGACCUGCUCCAUUUAAGCCCAGUGAUAAUUUGAAACCAGAAGGAGAAUUUGAAAAACGAACGCCACAAAAAGUUGGCCCUGGAGACCGUGCGCCAGUUGUUAAACCAAAAGACAAUUUGUUCCCCGAAGGUGAAUUUGAAAGACCAGAAUAUCCAGAGUACUCACCAUCUGAAAGACCAAAGCAAUUUAAACCGUCAGACAAUCUUAAACCAGAAGGUGAUUUUGAUCGUCCGGUACAUGAGAAGUUUAGACCUAGUGAACGACCUGCUCCAUUUAAGCCCAGUGACAAUUUGAAACCAGAAGGAGAAUUUGAAAAACGAACACCACAAAAAGUUGGCCCUGGAGACCUUGCGCCAGUUGUUAAACCAAAAGAUAAUUUGUUCCCUGAAGGUGAAUUCGAGAGACCAGAAUAUCCAGAGUACUCCCCAUCUGAAAGACCAAAACAAUUUAAACCUAGUGAUAAUCUUAAACCAGAGGGAGACUUUGAACGUCCAGUAUAUGAAAAGUUUAGACCCAGUGAACGACCUGCUGCAUAUAAACCAUCAGAUAACCUGAAACCUGAAGGAGAAUUUCAGAAGCGUGUACCGGAUGAGUUCGUGCCUUCUGAACGCCCAAAGCAAGUUAAACCACAAGAUAAUCUAUUUCCAGAAGGGACUUUUGAACGCCCUGAACAUCCAGAAUAUUCUCCAUCUGAAAGACCAAAACAAUAUCGUCCAUGUGAUAACCUUAAACCAGAAGGUGAUUUUGAAAGACCAGUUUAUGAAAAGUUCAAACCAAGUGAGCGUCCUACACCGUUUAAGCCUUCGGAUAAUCUUAAGCCUGAAGGCGAAUUUGAAAAACGGACGCCACAAAAGGUCGGUCCUGGUGAUCGUGCUCCUAUAGUUAAGCCCAAAGACAAUUUGUUUCCAGAAGGAGAAUUCCAAAGACCUAAACCUGACGAAUUCCAACCAUCUGAAAGACCAAAACAAGUUAAACCCCAAGACAAUUUGUUUCCUGAAGGUAGUUUCGAGCGUCCUGAAUAUCCAGAAUAUUCACCAUCAGAGAGACCAAAACAAUUUAGACCUACGGAUAAUUUAAAACCGGAGGGCGACUUUGAGAGGCCUGUAUAUGAGAAGUUCAAACCUAGUGAACGCCCCGCUGCUUUUAAACCUAGUGAUAAUUUGAAACCUGAAGGUGAAUUCGAAAAGCGUAUUCCACAGAAAGUUGGUCCUGGAGAACGAGCACCAGUUGUAAAACCUAAAGAUAAUUUGUUCCCCGAAGGAGAAUUCCAACGACCAAAACCAGAAGAAUUCCAACCAUCUGAAAGACCUAAACAAGUUAAGCCACAAGACAAUCUAUUUCCUGAAGGGACUUUUGAUCGUCCCGAAUAUCCAGAAUAUUCUCCAUCUGAGAGACCCAAACAAUUUAAACCUACAGAUAACCUUAAACCUGAAGGUGAUUUUGAAAGACCAGUAUAUGAAAAAUUCAAACCAAGUGAACGUCCUACACCGUUUAAGCCUUCGGAUAAUUUGAAACCUGAAGGUGAAUUUGAAAAACGCACUCCUCAGAAGGUUGGUCCUGGUGACCGUGCUCCAAUCGUUAAGCCCAAAGACAAUUUGUAUCCAGAAGGAGAAUUCCAAAGACCCAAACCUGAUGAAUUCCAACCAUCUGAAAGACCAAAACAAGUUAAACCCCAAGACAAUUUGUUUCCUGAAGGUAGUUUUGAGCGUCCUGAAUAUCCAGAAUAUUCACCAUCAGAGAGACCGAAACAAUUUAAACCUACAGAUAACCUUAAACCAGAAGGUGACUUUGAAAGACCAGUUUAUGAAAAAUUCAAACCAAGUGAACGUCCCACUCCGUUUAAGCCAUCGGAUAACCUUAAGCCUGAAGGUGAUUUUGAAAAGCGGACGCCACAGAAAGUUGGUCCCGGUGAUCGUGCUCCAAUUGUGAAACCUAAAGACAAUUUGUUCCCCGAAGGUGAAUUUCAACGACCCAAACCCGAUGAGUUCCAACCGUCCGAAAGACCAAAACAAGUUAAACCCCAAGAUAAUCUGUUUCCUGAAGGUACUUUCGACCGUCCCGAUUAUCCAGAGUAUUCUCCAUCUGAAAGACCAAAACAAUUUAGACCUACAGAUAAUUUGAAACCAGAAGGCGACUUUGAGCGACCUGUACAUGAGAAGUUUAAACCUAGUGAGCGUCCUACGCCAUUUAAGCCUAGUGACAAUUUGAAACCAGAAGGUGAAUUUGAAAAACGUACACCACAAAAAGUGGGUCCCGGAGAACGCGCACCAGUUGUUAAACCAAAAGACAAUUUGUUCCCUGAAGGUGAAUUUGAAAGACCAGAACAUCCAGAAUAUUCAUCAUCUGAAAGACCAAAACAAUUUAAACCGUCCGAUAACCUUAAACCAGAGGGAGAUUUUGAUCGUCCCAUACAUGAGAAGUUUAUACCUAGUGAACGGCCAACGCCAUUUAAGCCCAGUGACAAUUUGAAACCAGAAGGUGAAUUUGAAAAACGUACACCACAAAAAGUUGGUCCUGGAGAAAGAGCACCAGUUGUUAAACCAAAAGACAAUUUAUAUCCAGAAGGUAAUUUUGAAAAGCGUGUUCAACAAAUUGUGGGUCCAGGUGACAGGGCUCCUAUAGUUAAACCUAAGGAUAAUCUGUAUCCUGAAGGUUUAUUAGACACAUCAUAUGUUAAAAAUAAAUCUGAAGUAACUGUUGGUGACAGAGCUGUCAUUCAUGUUCAUGAAGAUAAUUUAAAGAUGACCGGUGAACAUACCAUGAUUAGGAAAAAUGAUUUUACUCAUAAAACUGCUAUUCGGUCCGAGAUAAUUAAACAUUCUGAUAAUCUUAAAGUUGAAGGUGAACACAUCGAUAAUUAUAAACGAACCGAUUUUUCAGCCACUAGAGGGGAACGAUCUGAAAUUAUUCACAGAGAAGAUAAUUUAAGAAUUGAAGGUGAAUUUAUUGAUAUGCGUUCAAGAAAUGAUUAUAGUAAGCACGUUGUGAAUAGGGUAUCAUCUAUUUCGAAACAUGAAGAUAAUCUUAGAAUGGAAGGUAAUUUUGAGAAACGUGAACAAGUGUCGUUUGUUUCGGCUGAAAGACCAAAACAAAUUAGACAUCCAGAUAACUUGAGACCUGAGGGAGAAUUUGAAAAACGAUCUCCUCAUGAAGUCGGACCUGGUGAUAGAGCUCCUAUUGUUAAACCCAAAGAUAACCUAAAACCUGAAGGGGAAUUUGAUAGACCGUCUCCAGAUAAAUACACUUCUGGUGAACGACCAAAACAAAUUAGACAUCCAGAUAACUUAAGACCAGAAGGUGAAUUUGAUAGACCAUCUCCAGAUAAUUAUAGACCGGGUGAAAGACCAAAACAGAUAAGACAUCCAGAUAAUUUAAGACCAGAGGGAGAUUUUGAAAAACGUACCCAUCAAAAAAUUGGACCUGGUGAUAGAGCGCCUAUUGUUAAACCCAAAGAUAACCUCAAACCUGAAGGUGAAUUUGAUAGACCGUCUUCAGAUAAUUAUAGACCUGGUGAACGACCAAAACAGAUUAGACAUCCAGAUAACUUAAAACCUGAAGGUGACUUUGAUAGACCAUCUACAGAUAAUUAUAGACCAGGUGAAAGACCAAAACAGAUAAGACAUCCAGAUAAUUUAAGACCAGAGGGAGAAUUUGAAAAACGUACUCAUCAAAAAUUUGGACCUGGUGAUAGAGCGCCUAUUGUUAAACCCAAAGAUAAUCUCAAACCUGAAGGUGAAUUCGAUAGACCAUCUACAGAUAAUUAUAGACCUGGUGAACGACCAAAACAGAUUAGACAUCCAGAUAACUUAAAACCCGAAGGUGACUUUGAUAGACCGUCUUCAAAUAAUUAUAGACCCGGAGAAAGACCAAAACAAAUAAGACAUCCAGAUAAUUUAAGACCUGAGGGAGAAUUUGAAAAACGUACUCAUCAAACAACUGGACCAGGUGAUAGAGCGCCUAUUGUUAAACCUAAAGAUAAUCUCAAACCUGAAGGUGAAUUUGAUAGACCAUCUCAAAAAAGUUACGGACCAGGUGAACGACCAAAACAAGUAAGGCAUCCAGAUAACUUAAAAUCAGAAGGCUAUUUUGAAAAACGAGUCGUACAAAAAGUGACUGUAGGUGAGAGAACCCUUGCUUAUAAGCCUCAAGAUAAUUUACGUAUGGAAGGAGAAUUUGAAAAAAGAGAUCGAACUUACACAGUUCGAAAGGUUGAGCAAGCUAUAAUCAAAAAACAUGAGGAUAAUUUGAAAAUUGAAGGAACAAUGCACUUUACCAAUAAAAACAUAAAUUCCGAGCAUAAGGCAUUAGAUACUGGAUAUUCUCAAAAAGUAACUGAAAAUAAUCAAACUGAAAGUGACCACAAACGAAUAAACCAAGUGGAAAAAUCGCAUUCUUCUUCGAAAACUGAAAAUUAUUCUUCAGUUCACAAACAUCAGCAGAGCAAUACAAAUACUAGAAAGCAUGUUGAAUCUCAAAUUUCUCUGGGAGAUUAUGCUAGAGAUUCAAAUACAAAUGAAAAAAUUAGUGUCAAAUACGGACAAUCACAAUUCGAAGGGGAACUUAGACAAUCAACAGAAUCACAAAACGUUGAAAAUCGUGUUUUAAAACAAUCAUCUGAUUCUUCGUUCCAAAGGAGCUCAAAAUCAGAAGAACAUGUGGGUACAGUGGAAAGAAAAAAAUGGGAGACUUCUCAAAGGAGAGAUUAUUUAAAAGGAUCCGUAACAGAUUUAAGCAGUACCAAAAAUGCAUCAUUAUCCAAGCAACGAAUAAAUCAAACGAACGAUCAAAGAUAUUCAGAUAAUACAAUUCAUCAACACUCAUCCAAUAAUUAUACCCAAAUGUCUUCACAAAAUAUCAGAAGUUCAAAUCAGCGGCAUGAAAUAACAAACGAACAACACAUUUUCUCUUCACGCCAAUCUCAAGAACCUAAAGGACAGUUGAAUCACGGUAGAUUGCAAAGUGAUAACAUUGUUGAUAGAGUACAAACUACACAACAUAGAUAUGGACAUACGAACAAUAACGAUAGUCAAAAUUAUUCAUCACAACAUAGAAGUAUUCAAAACAUUGGUCAGUCUAGUCAUAAACAUACUAAUGAAACCAGUGGUCAAAACUAUAAACAGAGUACUAUUAGUAGCAAUUCGAAGAGCAGUGAGCAAAUUCGAAAGCCUGAGAGUUUUGUUAUAAACCUGUCUGACGAAAAAUCAACCAAUAACCGAAUUUCAUCGUCUAUAGACCAGCGUUCUGAAUACUACUUAAAUAAUCAAACGAGUAAAGUUCUCAAAACUGAAGUAGGAAAACAAUCGUUUGUUAGCAGAAAUAUAAACGAUAACAACUCAAUUAGCCGUGAUUAUUCUUCAGAUUUGCGUUCAAGCAAGUCAGCUGUGUCGAAUGAACAGUUAAACAAAAGCAACCGGUAUGAGACCAGUAGCCAAAUUCGGAAUGAUUACGAUCGGGACAAUUCUAAAUCGUUUUCAUCACAACAAAAAUCCGAGCAGUCAACAAAUCGUUCACACGGCACCGAAGUAAAAAGUUAUUCCACUGCAACGUACAGGAAGUCUUUGCAUAGCACUAGCUCCAACGUUUUGAAUAUCGAUUCAUCCACGUUUGAUCGGAAAACCCGAAGUGACCAAUCUCAUCACCGCAAGUCCGUAAUAAGUUCGAAUACCGAUCUGAGUAACUCGGUGUUGCACCGCAAAGGAGACGUGACCCAUAUCGAAGCGCCUCAUUACACUUCUUCAGCAGCCGCGGCUCAGAGGAAGAGUAUCAAUACAUUGGACUCAACAUUUGUGAUAUCACCUCCUGAUAACCGGAACAGUAUUAGCGCUAUGCACCGUCAAGAUAGGGUGUCGAGGUCGUCCACGAACAGGUCACACAUCAGUCUCGGUGAUUCGUCAAUGGAGUCGAGUACUAGUCAUUACAGAAACGAAUAUAAACCAAGAGUGAGUGGCCCAUGUCCUGUUCCGUUAAUCGAAAGGAAUCAAGCGCCUUUUAGACACACUCGUGAUACGAAAACACAUAAAUUCUAUAAGUCGACUACAACGGACGGAGAUCGUAAAUAAAUUUCCUAGAAAAGAAAUGAAACGGAUUCAGAACUAAAUACUCAACGUUAAUAAUUAAGAAUAGCUUGAACUAUAUUUUACUAAUAAAUAUUUAAUGUAAAAGUCAAAUCACAAAAAAUAAUAUGAAAAUGUUUGAUUUUUAUUAUAUUAAAAAAUUGUAUCUCUUUAGAUAUUAUAAAUUAUAAGCUAAUGAUAAUAUUUUGUAAAAAUCACAAGGUAAUUUUUUUGUUUAGAAUCAUUAUAGAUAAAAUUGUGAGAAAAAAAAAUUAUUGACAACGGAUACUAAAAUAAUAAAAGGAGAAACAUUAAAUAUUGUAAUAUUUUACAAUUCUAAAUGUACAUAUCAAGUGAAAGUAUCAACCUAUCGUAAUCUUAUAAAACGGUAAGAUGAAAAAAAUCUAAACAACGAUUUCAAAAUAAUUAAACAAAUGUACAUCUAUGAUAAUUUUCAUAAGAAAAAAUAAGAGUUCUAUAUACAAUAUACUCUUAUAAAAACUGAAUUAAUAAAUAAUGUACAAUGGCCUAAUGUUUCUUCAACAUAGUUUAUAGAUCUAAUAUCUACAUAAAUGUAUCCGUCGAUUUUAAUUUGCUCACAAUAUUAUUUGAAUUAUUUCAAUACAAAAAAUGUAACCAACGUUUUUAGCAAUUACUUAUUAAUUAUUAUAAUUUAUAAUAAUCAUUAUAAUUAAGUCUAACACAAAGUCACCAACAAAAUACUUGUUAAUUGUAUAAGAGCUUUAAAUAAUCAUGUUUUAUUCAAGACUAAUAUUUAAAUUUAAUAAAUAUAUUUAUAUACUGUGAUUUUGUUAAUUUAUUUUAUGUAUUGAAAAUUGUAUUUAAUGAGCUGUGAUAUCUACUUAUGAAUUUUACAAACUCUACAAAUUCUUAAAAAUUGAUUGUAUUAUUUUUUUAUUACAUACUCAAGUAUUUAUUAAGAUACCUACUACUUUAUUAUUCUUUGUAUUAUUUUAUGUUAUCAUUGUUGUAUUAAAAAAAAAUUGUUUUCAGUUAAAACUAAAUAAACUAUACAAAAUCUGAAACUAACAAAUAAAAAUAAUUAUUUUGCUAUUGUUUUGAAAAGGUCGUAUAAAUAAACGCCAAUUAUUUUUUAAUUGUAUUUAUUAUUCAAGUGUUUUGUAACGAAGAUGUACAAUAAAACAUUUACAAAUAUAUUUUUUUACAUGCAUAUAAAAAAACAAUUUGAAAAAAAUGACGAAAUACAAAGUCAAAAACAUUAUUCGGACAAAAACGCGUUCUAUUUAUAAUAAUUAAUAAAUAAAAACAAAAUCACCGGCGCUUUACAACGGUACCACAAAUUAAUACAAUUUAUGUUCAAUUUUAGACUUGUCUAAAAUACAAUACACAUUCAAUAUUAUUUAUAUAUAAUGUAAUAAAUACGUGUAUUCAUAUAUUUAUAUAAUAUAAAAUAUAUAUGGAUGAGUGUGUUUAUGUGUUUGUAUGUGUGUUAUAAAUAUUUAAAUAAUAAUCUUAAUUAACAUUUAACAAAUUACACACUAAUUUCAGAUGUACAGAGUGAUGUAAUCGUUCGUAUUUUGUAUAAUAAAGGGCUUUCAGCGUCGUUCGACAUUCAACACGGUAAAAAAAUACUUAUAUUUUUAGCUAUAAAAACAA
Molecule: messenger RNA, 18392 nt
Organism: Aphis gossypii (cotton aphid)
Lineage: Eukaryota; Metazoa; Arthropoda; Insecta; Hemiptera; Aphididae
Gene: Sdb
Product: titin
Exons: 7
Coding region: 192-16760 (5522 amino acids)
Biological process (GO): microtubule anchoring
Cellular component (GO): axonemal microtubule; centriole; ciliary basal body
Molecular function (GO): microtubule binding
Source: RefSeq, a predicted model, not a curated record